CUUCAGCUGUGGUGCUUUUUUUUUCAGAGGGUGUGUUGUGGGGGACUCAUCGCUCCUUCCAAAAACCUGGCUAAAGCAUGGACUGUUACCUGCACGGCCUCGUUUCUUGGUGCUUUAUCGUUUUUUAUUCCGUUUGCGCAUUCGUAGAAAGCAGCCGGUUAGUUCACAGCAGCGAGUCAAGCGCGACAAACUCCUUCAGCCAGGGUGGGACAUAUGGCCGCAUCCAGCCUCAGUUUGGUGCGGUAAAACAGAAACCGAGCACGGAGCUCCGGGAGCGCCCUCGACCGGUCACGGUAAAUUGCCACCCGGAUGCCAUGGAGGUCGUGGUGCAGGCUGACAUGUUUGACACAGGCCUACAGGUGGACGGCGGACAUCUGAGACUGGGCUCAGAUUCAGCGGGUGAGGAGUGCGGAGCAGUCCCAUCGGGAGAGGCGGAGUUCACCAUCCGGGCCCAGCUGGUGGAUUGUGGGACAAAGCUCUCAUCCACAAAAGAGAAGCUUAUCUAUGACAAUGUGCUCGUCUUCUCACCUGAGCCCUCAACUGAUGGUUUGCUUAGACUGGAUGGAGCUGCUAUUCCAGUUGAAUGUCAUUACAAUAAGAAGUAUUCUGUAGGUGGCGUUUCCCUGCAUCCCACCUGGGUUCCACUUGUUGCGACAACUUCAGCAGAAGACCAGAUAGACUUUCAUCUGCUUCUCAUGACAGAUGAUUGGACGUUUCAGAGGGGAUCUUAUACGUAUUUCCUGGGUGACUCGAUUCAUUUUGAAGUCUCUGCUGUUGUUGGUAACCACAUGCCCCUGCGAGUGUACGUUGACCAUUGUGUUGGCACAGCAACUCCUGAUGCAGACGUAGCAUUAAGAUAUGAUUUUGUUGAGCAUGGAUGUCUUACUGAUGCUUACCUGACAAACUCCAGCUCGCGUUUUCUACCAAGAACCGAGGAACACACGCUGAGAUUCCAGCUAGAUGCCUUCAUUUUUUACCAAGCACCCAGCAACCAGGUUUAUAUAACCUGCCAUGUAAAGGCUGUUCCAGCCACAAUGACUGCCACCUCACAAAACCGGGCCUGCUCUUUAACUGAGAACAGGUGGCGUUCAGUUGACGGGAAUGAUGAGGCAUGUAGGAGCUGUAAUAUUGCCCACCAUGUUGAAGAAACUCAGUCCACCCAACCUCCUAAAACUACUAUGAAUGCCAAAGCAAGGCCCACCUUGUCUUCACUGGAAGGUUUAGUCCAGAACAGACCCAAACAUCAUCCAGCAACUUACGUCCGUUUCCGUCCAAGAUUACACCAGCGCAGGCACACAAAACAUGAGCAAUCCUCUGCUAAAUUAAUGAAGGGAGGAACAGACUAUGUAGCACGGAGGCUCCAGCUGGGACCCUUAACUGUGCUGCCGUUCAGUAACCAUAUCACAAGUUUAGCAGACCCCAAAACAGUAGUUUCAAACAAGACCACCUGAGACUCAGGAUGCUUUACUGGAGAGUGAGGAUUAAAAUAAAGAUUUCUCUGCUGACUUGAACGUUACAAACAUGUUAUGGAUGCUGUACAAAAACCCCAUGAAUGCAGAUCAUCCUCUGCACUAGAACACAAUCAGGCCCGUUACAUUUUUCAAAUAAAGUUUUGUCUGAACUUCUCCAGCCA
Oreochromis niloticus (Nile tilapia) is the source of this 1633-nucleotide messenger RNA. RefSeq names its product zona pellucida sperm-binding protein 3. The transcript has 8 exons. NCBI's taxonomy places the organism in Eukaryota, Metazoa, Chordata, Actinopteri, Cichliformes, Cichlidae. Gene Ontology annotation, cellular component: extracellular matrix. The record is from RefSeq and is a predicted model, not a curated record. Bases 78 to 1451 code for a protein of 457 amino acids. Gene Ontology annotation, biological process: binding of sperm to zona pellucida; egg coat formation; positive regulation of acrosome reaction. Gene Ontology annotation, molecular function: acrosin binding.